Molecule: messenger RNA, 924 nt
Organism: Aspergillus oryzae RIB40
Lineage: Eukaryota; Fungi; Ascomycota; Eurotiomycetes; Eurotiales; Aspergillaceae
Exons: 9
Coding region: 1-924 (307 amino acids)
Molecular function (GO): oxidoreductase activity
Source: RefSeq, a predicted model, not a curated record
AUGUUAACCAGAUCUGAAGUCAGCAAGCACCAAUCGAGAGACAGAGGUCUGGUAAUAAUUAAAGGAAAUGUUUACGACCUGACCUCGUACUUAGACAGUAUGGAACUAUCGGCUUGUACUAGGCCCUGUAGCAGAGUCCAACGUGGGCAUCCAACCAGGUCCAGCACUACCCGGACCUCUCUCUCAGAAAGAACUACCGACAAGAAGGUCUUUUCACUCCUCAGAUCUGUAGUCAAUAUCCACGACUUCGAACACGCCGCUUCUCAAGUAUUGGCUCCCCGUUCAUUUGCCUUCUUCAAGCCAGGGGCUAAUGAUGAAUACACGGCGCAAUGGAAUCAAGAGAGAGGUAGCAAACUCACACAUCCAAGUGGAGAUUUGGCUUUGACACAAGCCGCUGGAAAGCAUGACAUUCUUGAUUGGGUACCUAACAACAGCGGUUGCACGCAAAAACAGUUGGCAAAUGCACGUGCGGUCUCUCAGACAUUAUACUGGCAGAUCUAUGCUAUGGAGGACCUUUCUGUAACAGAAAAUGAGAUAAAGCAGGCUAUUGCUUUGGGUUACCGAGCCUUUGCUUUGACUGUCGAUGCGCCUCGAGCUGGCAAACGCGAGAGAGAUGUGCGACUGACCAUUGAGGUAUGCAAAUGUGUCACCUGUGCUUCUGUAGUCAGAACAGCUUUACAAUGUCUAGGGAUGAAGAUAACGGUUUUGCCAGUGGCCCGACGAUCGCGCGGUCCAAUCAAGUGCAUCCAGUCAUGGGAAGAUGCCGUGCUAUGCAUGGAGCAUGGGGUGCACCCAUGGCUAUCAAAUCACGGUGGUCGAGAAAGUUCUGAGGUCUUUCGCCGUUGCGAAGUUAUUGUCGAUGGCGGCAUCUGUCGCGGUGCUGAUAUUGUCAACCAUUACAGUAACAUCUAUAGAUACUCCUAG